Serpula lacrymans var. lacrymans S7.9 is the source of this 285-nucleotide messenger RNA. RefSeq lists its product as uncharacterized. Lineage: Eukaryota; Fungi; Basidiomycota; Agaricomycetes; Boletales; Serpulaceae. The coding region runs from base 1 to 285 and encodes 94 amino acids. The record is from RefSeq and is a predicted model, not a curated record. The transcript is spliced from 2 exons.
AUGAUCAAAAACAUAGGGUGGGAAGGAAAUGUUGAUCAGAGUGAGCUUCCUCCGAAUAUGGUCAAAUUGGUACUAUCGGAUGCUGUCUGUGAUCUCAGUACAAUACCAGGGGUCCAUGACCACAAUACUGUGGCUGCUAGCAGUGAUAACAAGGAUGAUUCCAUGGAAUUGGCGAGUGAAUCAGAUACAGGGUCGUCGGGACUGCCUUUCUGGGAAGAGCUAGGGCUGGACUUGGAACAGGAAAUCUGUGCUGUCGCUGAUGAGUUAAGUGAUACGGACCUGUGA